Molecule: messenger RNA, 2325 nt
Organism: Harmonia axyridis
Lineage: Eukaryota; Metazoa; Arthropoda; Insecta; Coleoptera; Coccinellidae
Gene: Vps33B
Product: vacuolar protein sorting-associated protein 33B
Exons: 2
Coding region: 115-1938 (607 amino acids)
Biological process (GO): vesicle-mediated transport; intracellular protein transport
Cellular component (GO): CORVET complex; lysosome
Source: RefSeq, a predicted model, not a curated record
GUAGUCUUUGAUAGUAGAUAUAAUAUUAUUUACAGACUGAUCUGUGAUAUUAGUUCUAAAGGGUUGAUAUUCAAAAAAUGAGAAACAUAUGUGAAAAUAUUAUAUUUUUGAACAAUGUCAUUAUCAAUGGAACUAGAUAAAAAGUUAUAUUCAAUACAAGAAUUAUCAAAAUCUCUACUCUCCAAAAUAUUUGGAUUCAAUGUGAAUUCCAAAUAUUUAAUAUUGGAACCAUCGGUUAUCAAACCUUUGGAAAAAAUAUGCGGAGUUAAAUGGCUCAGAUCAAAUGGAAUAGAAAAAAUUUUUAAAUUGAAUGAUAAUCCGCCAUUGUUUGAUUCGAAAGCAGUGUACUAUAUUAUAUAUUCAACAUUUUCAGGAUUUAAACAGGUUAUUAAUCAGAUUCGUUCUUCAGUUGAUGUCAGUAAUCCCCCUAUCAAUAAAUUUCAUGUUUUGAUUAUGCCACAGUUUACCUACUUGUUCGAAAAGGAAUUGGAAGAAUAUGGACUCUCACAUUCAAACAAAGACUCUGUUGUUAAGUUGUACUCUUUUCAAUGGUUACCAAUUCACACGGACUCUGGAAUAUUAAGUCUUGAAUUUCCCUUUGCUUAUAGUUCCAUGUUUAUAGACCAAAAUAUGACUUAUUUAACAAUGUUUGCUAAAUGCUUGUGGCAGUUGCUAUUGGUUUUAGGCAAGGCAAAUUUUAUAAUCGCAUUGGGUCAAUAUUCCAAUAUUAUUUUAUCUCAGUUUGAUCAACUAUGUGAAGGAAAGGGUUCUAGUGAUAGGUUAGAUUCAGAUAUUGGCGGACUGAUUAUUUUAGACCGAAAUUUAGAUUAUCCUAGUACUUUGUUGACCCCUGGAAUAUACUCUGCUCUUUUAAAAGAGAUUUAUAAUGUUAGGGUAGGUCACUGCGAGUCUAUAUCAGAAGAAAAUAAUGUAAAUGUAGAUGAUACUUUCAAUCUAGUGGUGAAAAAGGACCCAGUUUCAAUAAAUAUGGAUAGUGAAUUGGAUCCAGUUUAUUCUAUGACAAAAAAUAAAUAUUUUACAGAAGUAACAUCGGUGCUUAGUAAUUUAACUAAGGAAUUGAAAAUGGAAAAAUUCAAUUCUAAAGAUAUGUCCAUAGAUGAAAUUAAAAAAUUUGUACAAACUCAGCUAGGUCCUGCUAAUUCCCGGAAAAAGAUAAUUUCCAACCAUUUAAUUGCAGCCGAAACUAUUAUUAACUGCUUAGGUUGGAAGUUUGAAAACCUUUGUGACUGUGAAUUCAACAUCAUCAAUAAUAUCUCCAAAUCAACUAAUUUGACUUUUCUAAUGGAAUUAACUUGUAUGGAAAACAGUGAAUUGAUGUCAUUACGGCUUUUCUGUUUGAUGUUAAUCACCCAGAAUUUAAACGAUAGUGAAAUAAACAUGUUUUGGGAAAAGUUUUUACAUCAGUUUGGAUUCAAAUACUCUUACGUCUUGCAAAAUUUAAUAAAUGCGGGUAUUAUCUCUGAUAGUAGAAAUUCGUCUGCUGGAAGUUUGUUUCCCAAUUUUUGGUUACCCCGUUUAGCAACAAGUCAAUUUAAUCUUGUAGCAAAUCGGUUAAAACAGAUCCCACCUGAUAAGAAUAUAAUAGAUUUGAAAUACCCCACUUGUCCCAGUUACGUGUUCAGAGGCACUUAUAUCCCUUUAGUUGCUCAGAUAGCAAGUAUGGUGUUGAAUUCAACGCAGUUGGAAGAAAUGAGGACGAAACUUGAGGGGUUGGGAAAUUUGACAAUAAGGAACGAAAGGAAAUAUCCAUUACAAACUAGGACCUUGCUAGUUUAUGUCAUUGGUGGAAUAACUUAUGCAGAAAUUGGAGCAUUAAAUUUCAUAGAAGCCUUAACGGGUGCCAAGAUAAUAGUUCUCAGCGAUCAGAUCAUAAGUGGAAAUGACUUGAUGGAAAAUUUACUAAAUAAUGUAAGAUAAUUAUAAAUUAUAUUUUCGCAUGGAAUAGUUGCAGAAGAGCAAACCAUAAUCAUCAGAAUGCGAGUAAAAUAGUGAUAUCCAAUGAAUUUUUUUAUGAAUAAAUAAUCCGAAACUGCCACUACAAGCAGAAUGUUUUUUAAUAACCAAGUUUACAAUAGAAUAAUCUUUCAUUAUCUUGAAUUUCAUAAAUAAAGAGCAUGAUCAAAAAAUAUACAUUUAUUUAUUGUUACAAACUGUGUCCUUAUGAGUCAUCAUAAACUGUAAAAAAUUACUCAGAAUUAAAAUGUGAUGCUACAAUAAUAAGCAAAUUAGUGUUAAAAAAAAACAAAAUAAAUAUUUAUUCGAAAUAUGAGUGUACAAUCAAUAAAAUAUUUGCGCAACAAUUGA